This is a messenger RNA of Dichomitus squalens LYAD-421 SS1, 748 nucleotides long. RefSeq lists its product as uncharacterized. The transcript has a single exon. The record is from RefSeq and is a predicted model, not a curated record. The coding region runs from base 217 to 426 and encodes 69 amino acids. Lineage: Eukaryota; Fungi; Basidiomycota; Agaricomycetes; Polyporales; Polyporaceae.
UUGUGUGCGCACUCGCUCGGGAUUCAUCAAUUGCCACUUCGCCUUCAUGCUAUUCGUGCAAGGUCCCUAAUGGCAGCAAUCCUCCAAGACAUAUCUGGUAUAUAACGGGGUACUACUGGCACUCAAGUCAGCAUCAGCAGCCAGUCCUCCAGCGAUUUCAUCACUCAGAAAGCUCCCAGCCUUCGCUCAUACUACACCUGAUAUCCUCCGUCGAAGAUGUCUUACUCUACCAUGGCCCCCGCCUACACCUUCUACUCUUCUGCGCCAUCCGCACCGAACGCAUUUGCGCUCUUUGGGACCACGGAGUCGCCGCGCGACACAUACAACAUGUACGAUGAUGCACGCCAGGUGCUGCGUCCUUCGCACGGGCGGGUCGCUCAGCCCAAGACGAACAAGUUCGGGCUGAAGAAGCUUUUCCGGCUGUAGACGCAAUCGUGCCCUGCUCGCGAUCCAUCCCCAUCAGCCCCUCUGCCCCACCUCUAUGCCCGCCAUUACCCUUCGUGGGCGUCGACAUUGGGACAGACGGUUGUGCCCGCUCACAGUCGUUGACUACAACACCGCCGUUCGCACGCACUCCAUCGCGACCUCUCACGCAGUCACUUGUCUACGUGAUAAUGGAGUCCUCCCGUCGCCCGGCCCCGUUGUCGCCUUACGUGACCUUACUUCGCGCUUGCGCGAGUCCACGCCCUCUCCAGGAGAUCCGGAUGGAUACGGAGAGGAUUCAUCCGCUGAGGGUGGGCGAACGCCA